Molecule: messenger RNA, 925 nt
Organism: Erigeron canadensis
Lineage: Eukaryota; Viridiplantae; Streptophyta; Magnoliopsida; Asterales; Asteraceae
Product: pterin-4-alpha-carbinolamine dehydratase 2, mitochondrial
Exons: 7
Coding region: 102-629 (175 amino acids)
Biological process (GO): tetrahydrobiopterin biosynthetic process
Cellular component (GO): mitochondrion
Molecular function (GO): 4-alpha-hydroxytetrahydrobiopterin dehydratase activity
Source: RefSeq, a predicted model, not a curated record
ACCCUAAAAUUAAUUUUCACUUGCAAACUAAGUUAUAGGGAGGGGGUCCUCUAAAUCGACUUUGUUACAGGAGUAGGAGACUCCCACCUCUCUUUGUAUCUAUGCUUUCCAUUCGUCCACUCGCUUACGUGUCACUGAAAUCAUCACCAAUAAUAAGCAGCUUAUUUCGACGUCAUGGACGCUCAAGUACUCGUUUAGCUCAGUUACUUCCCGAUGUUGUGGAUAGUGCAUCAAAUAGACGCAUACUUAAUGGAUUUAGGGCAUUCUCAGAUUUAUCACUUCAGAAAUGUGUGCCGUGCAAUAGGAAGGAUUUAAAGCCUAUGACGGAACAGAAUGCCAAUGUGUUGAAACCCAAGGUGCCUGAAUGGGAGUUGCUAAUUGAUGGUGGUGUGAUGAAGCUCUGCCGGAAGUGGAAAGUUAAGAAUUUUCUUCAAGGCUUGGAGUUCUUUAAGGUUGUUGGUGACUUGGCUGAAGCUGAAGGUCAUCAUCCAGAUCUUCAUCUUGUCGGAUGGAAUAAUGUGACAGUCGAGAUAUGGACACAUGCUUGUGGUGGCCUCACUGAAAAUGAUUUCAUACUCGCUGCAAAAAUCAACAACCUACCCCUCGAAUCUUAUCUCAGGCGUAAAUGACCAGAAGGCUUUUUGUAAGAAGUAAGAACUGUGAAGCACCAUUUGCAGUUUUCAAGUUCUAUGGUCUUUUUAGAUCAUCGAAGGAAAACUGGAAAUAAAAGAGAUAUAUCUGCUUCGUGCACAAAAGAGAUGGCAUGGUAUACUCGGUUUAGAAACUUAGCUUGAUUUCAUUUAAAACAAUAUGGCUGCUUUCUAUUCUGUAAACAUGUCUUAUACAGAUUAAGAAGGGGAAUUUUGGUUUUGUUUUUCUCAUUAAUUUUGAUGAAGUAAAGUAUAAUAUGAAAGUUUCAACAAUA